Messenger RNA from Salmo salar (Atlantic salmon), 1989 nucleotides. Its product is annotated as gap junction beta-4 protein-like. The record is from RefSeq and is a predicted model, not a curated record. Gene Ontology annotation, biological process: cell-cell signaling. Lineage: Eukaryota; Metazoa; Chordata; Actinopteri; Salmoniformes; Salmonidae. Gene Ontology annotation, cellular component: connexin complex. Gene Ontology annotation, molecular function: gap junction channel activity.
ACACCUGGGGCAGGUAGGCUAGGCUGUUUGCACUCUGUAGUUUUCCAGGUGACAACAGGCUAAACCCUUGUUCAGGUUUGACAGGAUUUCUGAAGUGGAACGGGAAGCUACUUGAUAGAAGCUUCCAGCUGUGUUGUUCUGCUGUAAUAUUUCAUAAUAUUCCAGUCCGCAGGGAUGAACUGGUCAGCACUAGAGAGCCUCCUUAGCGGGGUCAACAAGUACUCCACAAUGUUCGGCCGUGUGUGGCUGUCCAUGGUAUUUGUGUUUCGUGUCAUGGUGUUCGUGGUGGCCGCCCAGCCCGUGUGGGGAGACGAGACCAAGGACUUUGUGUGCAACACCAGGCAGCCCGGCUGCACCAACGUCUGCUACGACAGCAUCUUCCCCAUCUCACACAUCCGCCUGUGGGCCCUACAGCUCAUUUUCGUCACCUGUCCCUCUCUCAUGGUGGUGGCGCACGUCAAGUACCGCGAGGGGAAGGAUUCAAAGUAUACUGCCCAACACCAGGGCUCUCACAUGUACGCCAACCCAGGGAAGAAACGUGGAGGCCUGUGGUGGACCUACCUGGUCAGCCUGAUCUUCAAGGCCGGGUUUGAUGUAGCCUUCCUCUACAUUCUCUACUAUAUCUACCACGGGUAUGACAUGCCACGGCUCUCCAAGUGUGCCCUGGAGCCUUGCCCCAACACAGUGGACUGCUACAUCUCCAGGCCCAUGGAGAAGAAGAUCUUCACCAUCCUCAUGGUGGUCUCCUCAGCCCUCUGCGUCUUCAUGUGCAUACUGGAGAUGUUCUAUCUGGUGGGCAUGCGCUUACAGAAGGUGCUCAAAGUAUGGCAGGCCAACAAGAGACUGCUCUUUGCUGAGCGCCAUAAGGUCACCAACAUUGCUCUGCCGAGGUCAUCGUACAUCAGGGUAGAUCCAACUAUUGGGAGCCAGCAGAACAUCAACAGACAGAAGAAGGCAGAGGAGGCUGCUGCCACAGGCCUGUAGCCCUGAUCUAUAUGAUUUUGGUGCAUAUUGGGACUAUGCAAGAAUCAUGAAGAACAGAAGGACCUUACACAGGAAUAAGAAGCUUUAUAAAUGGACUCCUACAUGUGCAGAUAACUGUGGUGUGUGUCUGCUUGUGGUUCGUUGUGUUUUCUGUUUACUUUGGUUUGUUAACUUCUGUUGCCGUUUGUUUACAUAGCUUACAAUUGUUCAUCUGUUUUUUAUGUUUCAGCUCUCUAGCACUUAUUAUGUAGUACUUAUAUGAUAUUAUUGUCACGGGUGUCGUAGGGUUUAGACCAAGACCCCGCGGGAAAAUGUAUACUCAUCUUUUAUUGAAGGACAAAGAAGGAAAAAACCAAAACGUAUACAAAAAAACCACGGCGACAAAGAAUUGGCCCGGUAAAGCACAAAGCUAUACACAGCAAUAAUCUCCCACAAAAUCCCAUGACAAAACACAUACCUAUUUAUAGGACCUUCAAUCAGAGGCAACGAUAGACAGCUGCCUCCAACUGAAGGCCCCAACACCAAUUAACUAAACAUAGAAAUACAAACGACUAGACUGAACAUAGAACUAAACUAACAUAGAACAAUAACCAAAACCCUGGACUAAUAAAUCAAAUACCCCUCUACAUAAACAACCACCCCGAACCAUAUAAACCAAAUACCCCCUCUACAUGAACACAUACACAAACACAGCCUGAACCACAUAAAACAAAUACCCCCUGCCACGUCCUGACCAAACUAUAAGAACAAAUAACUCCUUUACUGGUCAGGACGUGACAAUUAUGUCAUAUUCAUAUUUUUUGUUUUAGCCAUUUCAUUGACUUGAAGAGUAUUUCAAAUCCCCAACCUAGUCAAGAUAGAAUUAUAUUACAGAACAUCAAUGUACAUUUUAAAUAGCUUUCCCAAUAUUUAACAUCCAGAGAUUUAAGGGUUUAUAGUAAAAUGGCAAAAACAAAUACAGACUUUUUGCACAGUAAUGUUUUAUAAAUGUUUAAUAUUCAAGAA